UAUAGUGCACUAGUCGGGUUGUCAAGUGUCCAUUGUGAAAUCUAUCUAAGUUACUGGAUUUGGAAAGUAGACCUACGAGUUACUUUUCCCAGUUUGGUGCGAAAGCUGCGUACUAGUCAAAUAGUGAGCGUUCAACUGAAAGCAACAGCUAUUUAUUGAGUGUAAUUUACCGCAAGAAGCUUCAGCGUCGCUGUGUUGGUUACUACGCAUUAUAGGAAUUCAUUAAGAAGACGCCCGUUCAAUUUCACCAACGCUAAAAGGAUUAUUCAAAUAUUUAACAAAGAUAACAUUUAUUUUUUUCUCUCCAUCCCCGAACGGAAGUGUGUUCUAUUUAUUUACUAUAGCCCGCUACUAGAAAGCAUACAUCGCAGUGUUUUCAGAAGUUUAGGGUUUGUGAACACGCCUGUUGUUAUUUAAUUAUGCCAGAUUUAGGCCUACCAGUGGAUUGGGAUUUAUUUGCUCUCUUGCUUUUUCUCAAUGCUUUGUGAGAUAACGGUUUGUUUUGACUACCGUAAAACGUUGUGUUGCUCUGAAGACGCAAAACUUUUAUUUAUUUAUUGAGACAUCUGGGAAUUGUUGUUUUGGCAACCAUUUAAACGACAUUUUAUUAGCCACGUAACCCGAAAGAGACAUACAGGGUGUUAUAAGCGUUUGUUUUUUUAGCCUACAAAGAGAGGGUUGCUGAACUGUGGCUCUAUUUCCCCGGUGUAGUUGGACUGUUGUAUUAUGUAAUGCAAACUACGUUGCGAAACUUGGUGUUAUGUAGUUUUAUCAUAACAGACUAUUGUGUUUAUUAUAGCAGUCCAACGUGCUAGGCUGAUUCCAAGUCUCUCUGUUCCGAGGUAGGAUAGUCUUAACGGAGAUCAGUUCACAGUUGAAGAGUGCGCUUCCUCAACCACGCCUGCCCUGACCUCUAGAUGCCGGGCAUAAACUCCACCACCGCCUCUCGCUAUGAGUCCGGCUGGGAGAUGGAGUACGACCACUAUCAACAUUACUUCUACGACGACCACGAUCCAGACGAGGAUUUCUCUAAAUCCACUGCGCCCAGCGAGGACAUAUGGAAGAAAUUUGAACUAGUACCAACCCCGCCCAUGUCCCCUAUCCGGACUUUGGAGGGGGCCGCCGGGGUCGGGAUGGUCUGCCCUUCGCUGGGGGACAAACUCGAGUGGGUGUCCCAGUUUUUGGGUCAAGAGGACGACCAGGAUGUGCCGUGUAAACUCAGCUCAGCCGACGAGGCUUUGGGGAACCUGAGCUCCAUUAUCGUACAGGACUGCAUGUGGAGCGGCUUCUCAGCGGGCAAGCAGCUGGAGAAAGUUUUCGGGGAGCGGCUUGCCUCCUGUCCGAACAAACUGCCCAUGCAGGCGUUGGGAGCUGCAAUCACCACCGCCGGGAGGGCGCAGUGCGUGACGGUGCCAGUGGACGCGGCUGUUCCAGUUCUCGGUAGCCUGGCGACGGAUUGCGUGGCCCCGGCUGCUGUUCUCGCCUUCCCGCUAACCGGGGGAACGUUUAAGAAACCGUCGGUUUCCUCCUGUUCAGAGACCCACACAGACUCAUCAGAUGACGAAUCUAGUGACCAUGACGACGAUGAUGAUGAUGAUGAUGAUGAUGAUGACGAAGAGGAGAUUGAUGUGGUGACGGUGGAACACAAGCAGUACAAGUCCCGACGGCUGGUCAACAGCAGAGUUACCGGGGGACGCGGCGGGCUAAACAGACGGACGCCGGUGACAAUCAUGGUCCGGGCGGAUGCUCUGGACCCGUGUAUGAAACGCUUCCACAUCUCUAUCCACCAACAGCACCACAACUACGCAGCGCCUUCCCCGGACACACACACAGCCCCCGCCCUCUCCGGACACACAGCCCCCGCCCUCCCCAGAAAGAGGGUCCGACACGAGCCCUCAAACUCUUCUCAUAACUUCUCUAACACCCAGCCACACCUGCACCCCGCCUCCACAUCCAAUCAGAACUCUGAGAGCAAACCACAUGUCGCCGUAGCAACCAUCGGGUCGGAAUCAUCUGACGCCAACACACCCUCCCCUUGUGGAUCCCCGUCUGCCUCUCCUCGAUUAUCCUCCUCUCACCCCUGCAGCCCCCAGUCCUCCGACUAUGAGGAUACAGACAAACGCAAGACACAUAACUUCCUGGAACGGAAACGGCGCAAUGACCUGCGCUCUCGUUUCCUGACACUGCGGGAUGAGAUCCCCGACUUGGCAGAGUGUUCGAAGACGCCCAAGGUGGCCAUCCUAACACGCGCCACUGAGUACCUGGGACAGCUGCAUUCUAGCGAGCGCCAGUGGGCGCAGGAGAAACGGCAGCUGAAGGCCAGGCAGCAGCAGCUGCUCCGUAGGUUGGCACAGCUCAAACAACGCCCCUAAACUCACUGACUUGGCAGGUUGGCACAGCUCAAACAACGCCCCUGAACUCACUGACUGGCAGGUUGGCACAGCUCAAACAACGCCCCUAAACUCACUGACUGGCAGGUUGGCACAGCUCAAACAACACCCCCUAAACUCACUGACUGGCAGGUUGGCACAGCUCAAACAACGCCCCUAAACUCACUGACUGGCAGUUUGGCACAGCUCAAACAACACCCCUAAACUCGCUGACUGGCAGGUUGGCACAGCUCAAACAACGCCCCUAAACUCACUGACUGGCAGGUUGGCACAGCUCAAACAACGCCCCUAAACUCACUGACUGGCAGGUUGGCACAGCUCAAACAACGCCCCUAAACUCACUGACUGACUGGCAGGUUGGUACAGCUCAAACAACGCCCCUAAACUCACUGACUGACUGGCAGGUUGGCACAGCUCAAACAACACCCCUAAACUCACUGACUGGCAG
Oncorhynchus nerka (sockeye salmon) is the source of this 2838-nucleotide messenger RNA. RefSeq names its product protein L-Myc-1b-like. The transcript has 2 exons. Gene Ontology annotation, biological process: regulation of transcription by RNA polymerase II. Gene Ontology annotation, molecular function: RNA polymerase II cis-regulatory region sequence-specific DNA binding; protein dimerization activity; DNA-binding transcription factor activity, RNA polymerase II-specific. The record is from RefSeq and is a predicted model, not a curated record. Bases 918 to 2372 code for a protein of 484 amino acids. Lineage: Eukaryota; Metazoa; Chordata; Actinopteri; Salmoniformes; Salmonidae.